AUGGUAACAUCAGAGGACAGUACUGAAAUAUCUGUUGGAUUUAAGGUCAUCAAAAAUCAAUUCAAUAGACACUGGCGGAAUGAUGGUGAUCCUUCCAGGAAGAACACGUUGUUAACGGAGCGAAGUGGAAUGCGCAUGGCAUCUGAUCGAAAUUACGUCUAUGUGAUCGGUGGUUUCUCACCGUCGCGAGAAUCUUUCCUUGCAGAGGAAGUAUGGCGUUUCAAUGUUCUGACCGACACCUGGGAACUGAUGUCCAUCCCGGAAAAAGGUUUUCCUAAGGAAUUGGCAUCGUUUGCAAGUUGCUUUUUCGGUGAACCAGUUUUAUCUGAAUUUUAUAUGUUCGGUGGAACUGGAGUUCCUUUCGGUACGAGAACUUCCAAUUCAGUUAACUUACUCAAGCGCAUAAGCGAUGGAAAUUUUGUUUGGAAACGGCUGACAACCACUGGCGAUAUUCCAGCCAAACAGUAUGGUUCAUGUCUUGUACAUAAUAAUGGCAAAUUCUAUGUGUUUGGUGGAACGACUGGUUGGGAAUACAAUUUGGAAGUUCGCAGUUUGGAACCUGAAUUUAGUAGCAAAAAAGAUGAUGCAGAAAGAUUAGAACCAUUUCGCUGGAAAUGGACACUUCUUCAUGAUGGUUCAGGUGUCAAUGGUAGAUAUAGACAUGAAGCUGUAGUCGUUAACGAUGAAAUAAUACUUAUAGGUGGUGGUACACCUGAAUGGACCUCACCGCUUAUAGAAUUAUUGGUAUUCAAUACAACUGAUUGCAAAUUUCGCAACCAGCUAACUCUGCCUGACACCGACUAUGGAUAUCCAUUAGGUCGAUUAUACUACGGUUGCGUAAAAUUUGGUAAUGAUGUUUACAUUCUUGGCGGUUGUACUGAAAGAUCAGUGAUACGUCACUUGGUUGAUGAAAUAGUUUUGCGACCUAAAUUACUUCAAGAUUGCUGGAAACUUGAUCUGAACGAAUGGCGUUGGAAACUAUUGCCUGGUGAAUUAAAUCAGCAGAUAUGUUUCCAUGCAGCAACUAUUACUCCAGAAGGCUGUAUUUAUGUUUUUGGUGGUACUAUAGAUGAAAAAUUUGAAAGACGAACAGAUGAGUUGCAAAGAUGUUGGAUCACACCACCAAGUUUAUUCUAUAUUGCUGCACAUACUGUUGUUAAUACAUAUCCUGGUCUUUCUGAGCGUUUUCAUGAUUUAACAUUAACAAAUAUUUUUGAUUGUUUAUCUUUAAUCAGUUAA
Messenger RNA from Brugia malayi, 1239 nucleotides. RefSeq lists its product as uncharacterized. Lineage: Eukaryota; Metazoa; Nematoda; Chromadorea; Rhabditida; Onchocercidae. The coding region runs from base 1 to 1239 and encodes 412 amino acids. Gene Ontology annotation, molecular function: protein binding. The record is from RefSeq and is a predicted model, not a curated record. The transcript is spliced from 10 exons. Gene Ontology annotation, biological process: positive regulation of stress-activated MAPK cascade.